Messenger RNA from Astyanax mexicanus (Mexican tetra), 3746 nucleotides. RefSeq names its product matrix-remodelling associated 8b (gene mxra8b). Bases 152 to 1513 code for a protein of 453 amino acids. Gene Ontology annotation, biological process: cell adhesion; establishment of glial blood-brain barrier. The record is from RefSeq and is a predicted model, not a curated record. Gene Ontology annotation, cellular component: membrane; cell surface. Lineage: Eukaryota; Metazoa; Chordata; Actinopteri; Characiformes; Acestrorhamphidae. The transcript has 10 exons.
GGAGGGCAGACUGUGGUCCACACACACACACAUAUACACAGUGCUGGAGUUUUUGUUGUCGCUGGUCGACAGACUUCUUCUCAUCUUCUCAGGUGAUGAUUUCCAUCCACUAGUCGUAGCUCCAUCACCUUCUUCAUCACAGACUGUGGAGAUGAGAUCCUCUGGAGGAGUUUGGUUGGAGAUGGUUCUGGUGUUUUACAUUGCUGCCGUCCUUCUCACACCUUACGUGAGGGCCCAGGCCAGUGUGCAGGGUGUAGUGGUGGAGGCCAGGAACAUCACACUUCGCACAGGAUCGAAAGCUGUAUUACCAUGUCACAACCAGCAGAUGAUCUGGAGACGAGACAGUCUCCGGGACCGGCAGCGCGUGGUGCACUGGGACCUGAUCCAGAACCGGCCCGAUUACACAACAGAGCGGGUUCUAGACUUGAACUCAGGAGGAACUGAACGCGUUUAUAACGCCUACAACAAGGGCAGAGUCACCAUCUCCAAAGACGCCUUCAGUGACGGGAACUUCUCCCUCAUCAUCCACAACGUCGACAUGAACGAUAAAGGCAUCUACACCUGCAACCUGCACCACCAUUACUGCAAGAUCCACCAGUCCAUUCAGAUCCAGCUCAACGUCACUAAGUCCGCUCGUAAGGAGAAGCGAGUGUGGGACGGGGAGAAGUCCGUGUUCGUGGUGCUGGUGGGCAGCAGUGUGGUUUUACCCUGCGUGAACCGCCGCCCCCUCUGGAGGGAGGGCGUCCGGGAGGAGGGCCAACAGCAAGUGGUCCACUGGGACUUCCAGGCUCCGGGUGUGACCCGCGACCGCGCCGACCGCCUCAUCGAUCUCUACGCCUCCGGGGAGAAGCGGAAAUACGGGCCGACGUUUCUCCUCAGCAAGAUGAACAUCUUUGCCGAGGCUUUCAGCGUGGGGGAUUUCUCCCUCACUCUCUCUGACAUUCAGCCUGCUGAUAAAGGCCUGUACUCCUGCCACCUGCACCACCACUACUGCGGCCUGCACGAGAGACGCAUCUUCAGGGUCAUCGUGGAGCCUCCUGUGCCUGGCCUUCCCCCCGCAGAGACACCCACUGAACCUACUCAGCCUACUCAUCCCGAAACCCCCAAACAAGUUCCUCAGCAGCAGGACGAUGACCCUGAUACCAAUAUGGUGGAGUCAUCCCACGUCUUCAACGUCAUCUUGCCAGAGAGCCGGACUCACCUGCUGCACCAGGUCGGCUACGUCCUUGCUUUCUUCCUGCUGCUUCUGCUCAUGCUCAUAGGACUCAUCAUGACCACGAGGCAGUGCAGGAAGAAAGGAGGGAUGGAGGCUGAUUUCAGAAGGUCUGGCAGGAAUGAGAGGACUGAAAUUGAGUUGGAGUUACAAGCCACUGAACUGAGACCCUACAGUCAGGAAGACCUCCGACUCGACUACAAGAAUAACAUAAUGAAAGAGAGAGCUGAGAUGAACAACUAUCCCGCCCCAAAAAUGAUAGAUCUCAACAGAGAAAUGGAAAAACUGUCGCGGAAGUGAGUGUUGGUGAGCUGCUGGCUGGUCCAGGGCGUGCUCUAUGGGAUUAUGGGAUUGAGGAAGACUGCAGAUGUCCGGGUGGAAUCUUUACUGUACAAUCAGAAAUGCUCAUCUGCAGAGUUUCGUUGUGUGUUUUUAGUAUGUCUUUUUUAAUGUUCAAAUCUGGGCUGUUUUAUCCUUGAAGAAAGCUUACUGUAAUGUCAUUGGGAAGUCGUAUUGGGAUGUGUGUACAUGUUUAAAGCUGGAAUUGUGCUCUGGUGAAACAAGUGAAAAUAAUACAAUGUGGUACAUAUAAAGCAAUAAGGUAAAGCGGAGGAUAUGAAAAACUUAAGUGUAUCGACUAAUUCGGUGUUAUAGACAGUCUGCCUUUAUGUUGUGUUGAAAGAUUAGCACAUGCCUCCUGCGAUACAUGUGAGGUCAGACUCUGCCCUUUUUUCCAACUGCUGUUGAUGCAGCAUCACACCUACCCAUACAGAGAUUGCAUCACCAAUCAUACUCGCUCAUACUCCGACUGCUGAUGGCAGUCAGCCUGAUCUUCUGAUCAUACUAUAUACUAUAUACUAUACUAUAUAUAUAUGGUAAAUUUACUACUUUGUUAGUGCAGUUCAGUUUCCCCAAGAAUCAGGUGAUAAUACAACUUACAUUCACAAUUUUUUAUGGCACUUCAACUACAAAGCACUUGAAUAUGAUGUACUUCACUAACACAUGACUAGAUCAGGGAUCUUAACCUUUUUUUUACUGUGCUACCCAUUUUUAAGGUUUAAAAAUUUUCACCACCCCCUGCCCUUUUCAAAAACAAAUGCUUGGCAGCAAUGUGUUUUAAAAAUUAAUCGGUCUUAAGGAGUUUAGAGUGCCUGUUUUAAUAAAUAUAUUGAUUUGAUGCUACUUAUACUUAUUGCUAUAAUGUGUCACAAACCAAAAUGACACUAUAUUUUGCAAUAUCGAUAUUUUGUCCCAUCCGUAGUACAUAAGUGUAGAAAAUCCUGAUUUGCAGAGAAAUUCAAGAGUCUGGCAUAUUGUCUUUACCUUUCAUAUUUUUUCAUUAAUAAAUGAAAUCUGUUCAUUUGAAGUAAGGAAACAUAUCAGUCCUGCUAAAACAAAUUAUAAAUAUUUCCUAACCUUUAAAAAACACUUUUAUUGUGGUUAUUUACGCCUCUGCAGAGCCCUCUUAGGUUGAACUGUGCUGUAGGCGUGGAUGAUGUUUUCAUGUACUUUCAAUAACACCGCCCCCCCCUGCUGACAUCCAACCAUCUGCGUCUCACCGCUAUCAGAGGCAUACUACUGCUGCUGCUGCAGCUCAGCCAAUCAGCUCUUCCUCCUGCCCCACCUCUAAACCCAUACAUCACCCAGCAGUGCCCUCAACAAACUACCCCUCCCAUUUUUCUGAGUGUGGAGUCAACUAAAAUCAGAGGGUUUAGUUACCCUUUAAACAGUAACUAUAUCUGAACCCUCUUAGGAGUUGCUACCCCAGGUUAAGAACCCCAGGACUAGAAGUAACUUGUAGUUUAACCAAAUUUGAUCCUACACAGGUUCUCACCUGGCAGUAUUUUCAGGUGUGGCUGUCUGGGUUUACUGAAUCACACUAGAGAUUUACAGAAAUCCGAGAAUCCAGAGAAUAAUAUUAAUAAUUUGCUAUAAACUCAGGUAAUUGAAAUACAUUUGUGAUUCCAGGACCAUGAACCUCAGCAACCUGCAGUGAUAUCUACUUAUGUACAUAAUCUGGUAUCUACUUAAGUACAUACAUAUUCUGCAUAUUUUACUGCUAUUUGUCCAUGUAACCUUUUUUUAAUAUUUUUUAUUUGAUAUUUUGCGCACACACAAACACAUGCACACGCAUGCACAUAGCACAAUGCAGUUUAUCUGUUGCUGAGAGAACUGCUUCUGGCUUCAUCCACAGCACGCUAGUAUUUUAUGGUUAAAAGUGUAGAAACAUAUACAUUAUAUAGACUGGACUGGAGAAAUCUCAGUGAUAAUGUGUAUCUAGUUUUGCAUUUAUCUCUUCCUAUCAUUUAUUGUAUCCUAAUGACCAAGUUUUCCAAAGUUUGCGUUAUAAUGAAUGCAAUUUAACAUGAGGGUGACUGAGGGUUUUGGGGAACUAUGAAAUGACUCAGUAUAAUCACAUCUCUCUGCAGUCUUUGCUGUUGUUUCAAUGUAUUGUAUGUUGUAUUUUUAUUGCUUAAAAAAAGGGCUUUGUGCAAAUUUUUCAAUGUAAUAAACUUUAUUUUUAAAUAAUCAA